Messenger RNA from Syzygium oleosum, 2141 nucleotides. RefSeq names its product galactinol--sucrose galactosyltransferase-like. The record is from RefSeq and is a predicted model, not a curated record. Bases 871 to 1509 code for a protein of 212 amino acids. Gene Ontology annotation, molecular function: galactinol-sucrose galactosyltransferase activity. The transcript is spliced from 4 exons. Lineage: Eukaryota; Viridiplantae; Streptophyta; Magnoliopsida; Myrtales; Myrtaceae.
AGCUCCUUGAAGAGAAAACCCCACCGGGCAUUGUGGACAAGUUUGGUUGGUGCACUUGGGAUGGGUUCUAUCUCAAGGUCCACCCAAGUGGCGUGCGUGAAGGGGUCAAGUCCCUCGUGGAGGGCGGGUGCCCGCCGGGCCUGGUCCUCAUAGACGAUGGCUGGCAAUCGAUAUGUCCUGAUGAUGACCCGAUCACAGAUCGAGAAGACAUGAAUAGGACGGCUGCCGGCGAGCAAAUGCCGUGUAGGCUUAUAAGGUUUGAGGAAAAUUACAAGUUCAGAGACUACCAGAGCCCUAAGGCGUCGCAUGAGAAGGGCAUGGGUGCUUUUGUUAGGGACCUUAAGGAGGAGUUUGAGACUGUAGAGCAUGUGUAUGUGUGGCAAGUGUUGUGCGGGUGUUGGGGCGGGGUCCGACCAGAUACCCCGGGUAUGCCUGAAUCACAGGUCUUGACUCCGGUGUUGUCGCUGGGCUUGGAGAUGACGAUGGAGGAUUUGGCUGUCAAUUGAAUAACGGGAUUGGAUUGGUGCCGCCUGAGAUGGUGCACGAGAUGUACGAUGGACUCCAUUCGCACCUUCGAUUGGCGGGGAUAGAUGGAGUCAAGAUUGAUGUGAUUCAUUUCUACGACAUUUUUGAGACUCGAAAAGGACAGUGCCAAACGUUUAUACGGGAAAGAUUGAAGUAUAUGAAUUGAAUAUUGAUAGAGGACAUUACUUAGGCGAGUAUUCUCCAUUAUAAUUGUAGCUGUUUUGAGCAUCAACUUGCAUUGUGAAUGUGAAGAAUCCUAGUCUAGGAUUUCAUCAUGUGACCGAUUCGUCAUGGACAUAUCUGAGCAGUAAACAAGAGGAUUAUCCGUGUGUGCAGUUACUUGAGAUGUUAGCUGAGGACUUUGGUGGUCGGGUGGAGCUCGGGAAAGCUUAUUACAAAGCGCUGACCGCUUCCGUGAGGAAGAAUUUCAAGGGGAAGGGCGUCAUUGCGAGCAUGGAGCAUUGCAAUGACUUCAUGUUCUUGGGGACAGAGACCAUCUCUCUUGGACAUGUCGGAAGUUGUUCGUUUAUUACGGGCGACGAUUUCUGGUGCACCGACCCAUCCGGCGAUCUGAUGGCAUCCUUUUGGCUCCAAGGGUGCCAUAUGGUGCAUUGUCCCUACAAUAGCCUGUGGAUAGGGAACUUCAUGCGCCCUGACUGGGACAUGUUCCAAUCCACUCACCCUUGUGCCGAUUUCCACGCCGCUUCUCGGGCCAUCUCUGGAGGACCUGUGUAUGUGAGUGAUCAGGUGGGACAGCACAACUUCAAAUUGCUGAGAAGCCUGGUUUUGCCUGAUGGGUCCAUCUUGAGAUGCCAGUACCAUGCGCUUCCAACCCGAGACCGCCUCUUCGAUGACCCGGUGCAUGAUGGGAAGACCAUGCUCAAGGUUUGGAAUGUUAACAAAUAUCCAGGUGUUGUAGGACUCUUCAACUGUCAAGGAGGGGGAUGGUGCGGCCGAGCACGGACCAAUAAGUCUCAUUCCUAGUUCUCAAGGAAGAUAACUUGCACCGCGAGUCCCAAGGAUGUAGAAUGGAAGAAUGCAAAUCCGCCAAUGUCUGUCAAAGACGCGGAUGUCUUCACCUUGUUCUUGUUCCAGCAAAAGAGGCUUGGGCUCCUAGAGCCCUCGAGGAAGCUAGAUUUUACUCUCCAGCCAUUCGACUAUGAGCUCCACACGGUGUCUACGGUGACCGUCCUCCCAACAAAACCAGUCCAGUUUGCACCCAUUGGGCUGGUGGACAUGCUCAACACUGGCGGGGCUGUUCAGUCAUUGGAGUUUCACAAAGAAGAGAGCAUGGUGAGAGUUGGGGUGAGAGGGUGCGGAGAGAUGAGGGUGUUUCCAUCAGAGAGGCCAAAGGCUUGCAAGAUGGAUGGUGUGGAUGCAAAGUUUGGCUAUGGACCAGACAUGAUGGUCUCCAUUCAAGUCCCAUGGCCUGGUUCGUCCAAAUUGACUGUGAUUGAGUACUCAUUUUGACUCCCCAGUGAUUUUCUAGUCCCCCUAACUUUUCUUUACCUAAUCGGUUUAUUUAGUCAAUGAAGGUGAAGAAAUUCUGGGCCCCUUGUGUGCAGAAGUAAGCUGUAUGAAAAACUUGGUGAAAUGUGAACCUAUAUUUCAUAUAA